AUGCUUAAAGUGGCGCCGAGACAGGUGCUGAAAGGCGCACUUUUUGGACGUCCAGGCGCUCUGAAUGCGGUCAGGAUGUCUCGUAGUGUGCUUCCAUUAGUGAACAGCAUGCCAGCUGUGCUAUCUGUUCGUUUUUUUGGCGGCUCACCGUUGUGCGAACAUGAGGACAAGCGAACUCGGCGGUGGGGCUCGUUGCGACGCCAGCAGAGAUUGCGGCAAGUAAACCGCGAUGCUGAGGAGUCAGAACCUGCUGCGCAAACCAAGCGGGCUGAAAACCGCCGAACCAACACGGACCCCAAGCAAGAACCCGAUGAGGAUGAGGAGCCCAGCGACGAGAAGCCCAAGGAUGAGAAGCCCAAGGACAAGAAGGGCAAGAACGAGCCUAACGACUUGAUCAAUAUCGAGAUCAACGCAACGCAUAUUCUAUGGGUUAUCCUCGGUACAAUCUUCAUCUUUUCGUUCCUGUCUUCUGGAGAAACCGGCCACGAGGUCACUUACCAGGAGUUCCGUGCCAAGUAUCUGGAUCGUGGCGAGGUUACGAAGCUUCAGGUUAUCAACAACAGCGUGGUUCGUGUUUUCACUCGUCAAAGCGGUGAAGCUGCUGCUUGCUACUUUACCAUCGGAUCUGUUGAAACUCUUGAGCGUCAUCUCAAGGAAGCGCAGGAUGCCCUCAACAUUGCUCAACGUGACCGUAUUCCCGUUGCCUACGUCGAGGAGGGUAAUUUGGCUGCAUUCUUGUUUGGACUUAUCCCCACUUUGAUGUUCUUGGGCUUCCUUGUUUGGAUGGGCCGUAAAACCGCUCAGAGAGCUGGCGGCGGAGCCGGAGGGCCAGGCGGAGUUUUCGGUAUUGGUAAAACUAAGGCCCAGCGGUUCAGUGCUACCAAUGAGGUUAAGGUUCGUUUUGCAGAUGUUGCCGGUAUGGAUGAGCCCAAGCUAGAAAUCAUGGAGUUUGUCCAGUUCCUCAAGAACCCGAAACGCUACGAAAGACUUGGUGCAAAGAUUCCUCGUGGUGCCAUUCUUUCAGGUGCUCCUGGUACCGGUAAGACUCUGCUCGCUAAGGCCACUGCUGGUGAGGCGGGCGUUCCUUUCUAUGCCGUUUCAGGAUCUGAAUUCGUUGAAAUGUUCAGCGGUGUUGGUGCAUCACGCGUUCGCGACCUGUUCAAGAAGGCUAAAGCCGAGGCUCCUUCGAUGAUCUGGAUCGAUGAAAUCGAUGCUAUUGGCAAAUCGCGUUCAGGCCCCAAUAUUCGUGGCGGCAACGAUGAGCGUGAGGCUACUUUGAAUCAGCUGUUGGUCGAAAUGGACGGGUUUGGUUCGAAUGACCACGUCGUCGUUAUGGCCGGUACCAAUCGUGCCGAUGUUCUUGACACGGCUUUGCUGCGUCCUGGUCGUUUUGAUCGUCAUAUUCAGAUUGAUUUGCCCACUCUUGAGGGCCGCAAAGACAUUUAUGAGGUUCAUCUCAAAAAAGUCAAGUAUGAUAAAGACAUCGCCGAGUUGGCUGGUAAGCUUGCUGCUAUGACACCUGGAUUCUCUGGUGCCGACAUUGCCAACUGCUGCAACGAGGCUGCGCUUGCAGCUGCCCGCAGCGGUUCGUCGCAGGUUGAAAUGCCUCACUUUGAACAGGCAAUUGAUCGCGUUAUCGCUGGUUUGGAGCGCCGCUCUCGCGUCCUUCCUACUGAUAAGCGCAAGAUUGUUGCAUACCACGAAGCUGGCCACGCUGUAUGUGGCUGGUUCCUGCGUUAUGCCGAUCCUCUUGUCAAGGUAACUAUUGUGCCCCAUGGUGCGGCUGCACUUGGUUACGCACAGCUUCUUCCCAGUGAUAACAAUAUCACCACUGAAAAUCGAAUGAUUGAUCUGAUGACUGUUGCAUUGGGUGGACGUGUCUCUGAGGAGAUUUUCUUCCCUUCAGUUACUGUUGGAGCUUCCGAUGACUUUAAGCGUAUCACAGGCAUUGCCCGUGCGAUGGUUUGUGACUAUGGUAUGUCACCGGAGAUUGGAGCUGUUCGUCUUGAGCGCCAGCAGGGCUCUGUCGCCAAGGGUUACUCCGAUCACACGGACUCUAUCAUUGACCAGGAGGUCAGCCGUAUUAUUGGCGAUGCCCAUAAGCGGUGCAAGGAGCUUCUUUCGUCGAAACGAGAGGCCGUGGAAGCUGUUGCUAAGGAGCUUCUCUCCAAAGAGGUCUUGACAAGAAACGACUUGGUCAGACUGCUUGGUGAGCGGCCUUUCAAGGAGAAUGAACAUGAGGCGUUUAAAAAGUAUUUGGACAAGCAGUGA
Messenger RNA from Wickerhamiella sorbophila, 2271 nucleotides. RefSeq names its product Mitochondrial respiratory chain complexes assembly protein YTA12. Gene Ontology annotation, biological process: protein-containing complex assembly; mitochondrial protein processing. Gene Ontology annotation, molecular function: ATP-dependent peptidase activity; ATP hydrolysis activity; zinc ion binding. Gene Ontology annotation, cellular component: membrane; m-AAA complex. The coding region runs from base 1 to 2271 and encodes 756 amino acids. The transcript has a single exon. The record is from RefSeq and is a predicted model, not a curated record. Lineage: Eukaryota; Fungi; Ascomycota; Dipodascomycetes; Dipodascales; Trichomonascaceae.